UUUUUUGUUCGACUUAUUUAUUAACAUAAUAAACAAUUCAUAAUUAAUACAGUCACGAUUAGGCGCGUAAUGUGAAGACACGUUAAUCUAAUAAUUCAUACCAUGUAGGUUUUUUUUCUAUAUUAUAACCCAAACAGUAAUAAUAUAAAGAUAUAUUUAAAGUGAUUGUCACUUGAGACAAUGUCCGUAUUCGAAACUACAACCUGCUUAACACGACUGUGCAAAUAAUUACUAUGUCUUGUGUGCCGGUAUUAUCAUGUCGAUGGAUUAUAUGGAAUAUUCAUUUUUAUAACACAGUCCGUUUUAAGUUUUGUGCUGAUGUAGACAUGUGCUACAAUGUUUUUAAUCGCAGUGCUAACUUAUAUCUUGUGUUCAUACGUUGCCGCUACAAACGGAGAACGCAUAAUUAAGACAACAAACGGUCCAGUUAGAGGACGUUUACAACAAUAUAAUAAUAUUUCGUACUAUUCCUACGAAGGAAUACCUUAUGCGGAAAAUCCUACUGGAUCCCUUAGAUUUCGGCCCCCAGUCCCGCGACGGCCAUGGACCGAUGUGUUUAAUGCAACUCGAGAGCCUCUCAUAUGCCCGCAAAUGCCCGUGAAAUAUCAAAAGAACGACAUGAGUGAAGACUGUUUACGUAUAAAUAUCUUCGUGCCGACACGCAGUACUGCAGAAACAUUACCAGUUCUAGUGUUUGUACACGGGGGUGCAUUUCACUAUAUCUCUGGUAACACCGAUUUAAUAUACGGUCCUGAGCUAUUGUUGGAAAGAGGCAUCAUCUUUGUUACUAUGAACUAUAGGUUGGGAAUUUUAGGAUUUAUGUCACUUCAAGUCGAAGGUGCCUCAGGUAACGCCGGUUUAAAAGAUAUUCUAUUAGCAUUGGAAUGGAUAAAAGUAAACAUUGGCAGAUUUGGAGGUAGCAGGGAUAACAUAACGAUAGGAGGCAAUAGUUCUGGUGCUUCCAUAGUCAAUUAUUUAUUAAUGUUUAAACAAUCGUCCGGAUUAUUUCAUAGAGCGAUAUUGUUCAGUGGCAGUGCCUUAAGUUAUAGAGUUCUAGCGAAACAUCCCGUGGAGAACGCAUUGAAUUUGGCCAAGCUCGUGUGUCCUGACGACAAGGACAAAGAGUCGAUACUGAAAUGUCUAAGAGAGGCCGACGUAUUCGAUUUAGUGAAAUACUUCGAACAAAUGAGGGAAGGGGAUAAGAAUCCUCUAAGACCUUAUACACCAUUUAUACCAAAUAUUGAAAAAGAGUUUUCGCAUGCAGUUCUCACUAAACCUCCGAUAGAAAUGUUACGUGCCCAUGAGUUCCAGAAUGUUCCUAUUUUAGCAGGAUUCAACAGCAAUGAGGGAAUUUACAUGGCAUCAGGAUAUUUAAGGUAUCCUGACCUUGUAGUAAAUAUUUUAAGAAAAAAUAUUGAACUGACUAUACCAUCCAAUAUCGAAUAUCCUCUUGGUUCCGAAAAAUCAAUGGCAUUAGCAAAAUCUAUUCUUAAAUUUUAUUUUGCCGAUGAAAACUUUUCUAAUUGGACGAUAAGUAAUGCUUUCGACCUCAUAUCUGACACACAUUACGUUCAUGGUGUCGACUUGUGGAUCAACAUGUAUAAGGAAAAAGAAGACAGCAAUAAAGUUUACUAUUAUUACUUCGACUUUGAUGGAGCUUUGAAUUGGUAUAAAAUAUAUUACAAUAUAACUUAUCCUGGAACAAGCCAUGGCGACGAUUUGGGAUAUGUAUUCAUUACAAGUGCAACUAAACCAAAAUUAAAAUCAGCUGACAGAAAGAGUUUGGAAACCUUAGAUGUAAUAUUAACUGUGACUACAAACUUUGUAAAAUACGGAAAUCCCACACCAAAAAACUCUUCGGACUAUACAUGGCCAGAAUAUGAAGCUGAUCGGAAAAUGUUACUUCUAAACGAUAAGCCAUCUGUUAUUAAAAUUAAUCCAACAAUUCGGAGGAGGCUAAAUUUUUGGAACGACAUUUAUAAUGAAUAUCACAAUUAUGUUUCUAAUGGUGGUGUAACAGAAAAUAAAAUUGUACCCUAAAAGGGUUUUUCAAUUUGUAAUUCUACAUUUUUUUUGCUUAGUUGGCACCCAAGAUCUCCUCACAUCAAAACGAAAAUAAAAAAUCGCAUAUUUAAUUUGCAAUGUACAGCUGCAACUUUCCAAAUACUAGUUCAAACCAACUCUUCGACCGACUAUCGAAAUUUUGUCAACUUUAAACCAUCCAACACUUCAACUUUAACGAUUAUAGCUAUGAAAGUGG
This is a messenger RNA of Papilio polytes (common Mormon), 2260 nucleotides long. Its product is annotated as juvenile hormone esterase. The record is from RefSeq and is a predicted model, not a curated record. The coding region runs from base 337 to 2040 and encodes 567 amino acids. The transcript has 4 exons. Lineage: Eukaryota; Metazoa; Arthropoda; Insecta; Lepidoptera; Papilionidae.